This is a messenger RNA of Pelagomonas calceolata, 1689 nucleotides long. Lineage: Eukaryota; Pelagophyceae; Pelagomonadales; Pelagomonadaceae. The record is from the annotation of a GenBank genome assembly.
AUGCGACGAUCGACGGUCAUGCUCCUGCUGGCGCGGACCGCGCGGGCGCUGCGGGCGCCGCUGGCGCGGCGCGCGGGCGCGCCGGCGCGGGGCGCGGCGACGGCGGAGCCCGACGUCACGGCGGCGUACGACGAGCUCCGCGCGACGCGCGUCGCCAAGGCGGACGCGAUGCGCGCGGCGGGCGUCGAGCCGUUCGCGUACGCGUUCUCGGCGACGCACUCGGCGGCCGAGGCGCAGGCGCAGUGGGCCGCGCUGGAGAACGGCAAGGAGGCCGAGGGCGAGCGGCUGGCCGUGCGGGGCCGCGUCGUCGCGAAGCGCGUCUUCGGCAAGAAGCUGGCCUUCCUCGGCCUCCGCGACGCGACGGGCGAGAUCCAGCUCUUCCUCGAGAAGAAGCGCCUCAACGCGAACGAGGACGCGGCCAAGACGUUCAAGAACCUCGUGGACUGGGUCGACGCCGGCGACAUCGUCGGCGCGCGCGGCACGGCCAAGCGCACGGAGAAGGGCGAGCUCUCGGUGUACGUCGACGACUGGGAGAUGCUCACCAAGGCGCUGGCGCCGCUGCCGGACAAGUUCCGCGGCCUGACGGACGUGCAGACGCGCUACCGCAAGCGCGAGCUCGACCUCAUCGCGAACCCCGACGUGCGCCGCACGUUCGAGCUGCGCGCCCGCGCGACGUCGCGGAUCCGGCGCUUCCUCGACGACCGCGGCUUCCUCGAGCUCGAGACGCCGACGCUCCACUCGCAGCCCGGCGGCGCCGAGGCCAAGCCCUUCGAGACGAAGCACGCGGCGCUGGGCCUCGACCUCACGCUGCGCAUCGCGACGGAGCUCCACCUGAAGCGGCUCGUCGUCGGCGGCUUCGACCGCGUCUACGAGCUCGGGCGCAUCUUCCGCAACGAGGGCGUGUCGACGCGGCACAACCCCGAGUUCACGUCCGUCGAGGUCUACGAGGCCUACGCGGACUACGAGAGCAUGAUGGAGCUCACCGAGAGCCUCGUCGAGGGCCUCGCGACGGAGCUCGUCGGGUCGACGACGCUGCCCUACGGCGACGAGACCAUCGACGUCGCGCGGCCCUGGCGCCGCGCGACGAUGCGCGACCUCGUCGACGAGGCCACGGGCGCCGACUUCCGCGCGCUCCAGGCGGCGGGCGACGUCGCGGGCGCGCGCGCGGCGCUCGCCGCCAAGGGCGUGCCCGAGGCGCUCUGCGCCAAGGGCCGGUCCGUCGGCGAGCUGCUCAACGUCGGCUUCGAGGAGCUCUGCGAGGGCGCGCUGCGGCAGCCGACGUUCGUCAUCGACUACCCCGUCGAGGUCUCGCCGCUCGCGAAGCCGCACCGGUCCGAGCCGGGCCUCGUCGAGCGCUUCGAGCUCUUCGUCGUGGGCCGCGAGCUCGCGAACGCCUUCUCGGAGCUCACGGACCCCGUGGACCAGCGCGCGCGCUUCGAGGCCCAGGCCGCGAAGAAGGCCGCCGGCGACGAGGAGGCGUGCGGCGUCGACGAGGACUUCCUCGGCGCGCUCGAGCACGGCCUGCCGCCGACCGCCGGCCUGGGCAUCGGCGUCGACCGCCUCGUCAUGCUCCUCGCGAACGCGCCGUCGAUCCGCGACGUCAUCGCCUUCCCGCUCCUCAAGCCGGACGCGUGAGACCUAAGUGAACUACUAAUGCUGGUGGGACAACAUUACUUAGGGGGUCGGAGG